GAACCACUGUUUGGGAACCCCCGAUUUUCCGUGUUUUAGCAUUAAAUUAGAUAUUCUUGUCAUUAAUCCCCCGGUGUUGCAUGUUGUACUGAAGAACACGGCCAUCCCCCUCUCAGGGUCCGUCGAAAGGAGGAGUUUAACCCCACAUUGUCUGGGAGGAGUCCGCAGUCUCUUGGCGCUCCGUCCCAGGAACAUUUGGUCUGGAAACAGAGGAAUCGUGGAAGUACGCUUCAAGAAUUUUCGAUUUUUGUGUUUCCGUUAAAUGCAACAACGUUAUAGUUAGCGGUCGCGAAGAGGGAAGCACGUGAAUACUGCGAGAAGUAUGUUUUAUCAGAGGAGACAUUAGCCGAUGAGCCAGACGACAAAGGGAUGAGUUUAUGUGAGCAAUGAGGCGGCGGGAACCUUGCACAUAAGAGCUCCAAUCUGAGAAGAAACUUUCAGACAGGCAGCAAUGGGGAAUUCAGAGAGCCAAUAUAGCAUCCAGGGCCCCAAAGGCACCAGCUUUGUCUUCCCUGGGAAACCUAAGCCAUACUCACUGAAGCUACGCACAGCCAAAGAUGACGCUUUAUCGCCCCAUACUUGGUGGAAAAGUGCCCCGGUGGGCUCAGGGUACAAGGCCAGGUGUGUUGGCCGUGGCUGUCUGUCCCCUCCUAAAAGCCGUCCGCCUUACUCCCCACGGCACUGUGACUACGUCUCAAAGGGGACGAGGGGCAGCCCGAGUGAGCAUCGCUGGCAUCGAUCGCCUGGAUGUGGUAUACGAAGGCGGCAUAUGUCAGAUGAGUAUGAAGAUAAUCCAUACGGGGCUGAUCUUAAUAGGAGCACCCUGAAUGGAAACAGUGAUGAGCAUGAGGCUUUAGAGGAACAGAGCAGCCCACGGGUGGUGAUCAAGAAGGAUGGCAGUCUCAGGGUGGAGUUCACCAACACCUCGGGCAAUCCCCUCCUCCUGGACGAGGCUUCUGGCCCCGUACAACUGCUCAAGUUCUCUCCCAACCUGGAGUCUGCCUCCACUCCCAGUCUGCCUGGUUCAAGUGGUAGUAGGCAGGACAGCCACCGCAGCGGUCCGCCGCCGGCCUCUACCUCCUCUACGGCGAGGACCAGCAAGGGAAGCUCACUGAGCUCUGAUGGCUCCUGGUAUGACUCUCCCUGGGGGCCCAGCACAGAGCUGUGUGAGCAGGACCAACCUUGCGCUGCCAGCAGGACGCUAGUCCACUCCCCCAGCCACCAGCUUGACUCCUUCACUGAACAGUCUCCCCCUGUGUCCAUCACGGACCUCUACAAGGACUCCACAAUGGCUGCCACCUUUCCCACAGCCAGGGACCUGUCCUCCCACUUACAACAGCCUCCACCAGGCCAGAGGGCACACAGAGCCUCUUUUGCAUCGGUCUUGGAUGUGCCACUGGAGGAAGAAUCUCCCGAGGCCUGCCAGUACUCAUCAUACACCCUGCCCUGUCGCAGGCCCAAAGCUCACACCAUGAGCGAGGAUCUGGACCAGUAUCCUAACCAGGAGCAGGCUGGACCUGAUUUUGGCUUCCAUAAGAAAGACUCUAUCAAAAACCGCAUCAGGCGCUUCAGUGACUGGACCGGAAGCCUGAGCCGCAAGAAGAGGAAGUCUCAGGAGACCAGGUACAAGGACCUGAGCGAUGCCUUCGAUAGUGGGGUUGAUGGCCUGACUGCAGACACCAGCUCCCCCUCUCAGGUGUCGAGCGUCCUCUGGUUCCCCGGAGCCUCCAGGGCCCAGUCAUCAGGAGCCAUUCACCAAACGACCAGUGACGCCCUCCGCCAGAAUAUCUAUGAGAACUUCAUGAGGGAGCUGGAGACUGGCACUGGACAGGGAGGAGGGGGAGGUGGUGAGAGGAGAGACCCAUCCACGGGCACCGAAGAGGGGGAGAGCAGCAGCGAGUCGGCCGAGGGCUCCCUGGAGCAGCUGGAUCUGCUGUUUGAAAAGGAGCAGGGGGUGGUCAGACGAGCCGGCUGGCUUUCUUUCAAACCCCUCAUCACUCUGCACAAGGACAGGAAGCUGGAGCUGGUGACUCGCCGCAAAUGGAAGCAGUACUGGGUGACCCUGAAAGGAUGUACAUUGCUGUUCUACGAGACUUACGGCAAAGGCUCUCCAGAGCAGGAGCUGUCUCCUCGCUACGCUCUCCUGGCCGAGGACAGCAUAGUCCAGGCUGUCCCCGAGCACCCCAAAAAGGAGAAUGUCUUCUGCCUCAGCAACUCGUAUGGAGACGUCUACCUCUUCCAGGCCAGCAACCAGACUGACCUGGAGAACUGGGUGACAGCCAUCCAUUCUGCCAGUGCUUCGCUGCUGGCCAAGCGCCAGGGGAAGGAGGAUACCGUGCGCCUGCUGCGGAGCCAGGUCCGCGGCCUGCUGCAGAAGAUCGACAUGGACGGGAAGAUGAAGAAGAUGGCCGAGCUCCAGCUGACGGUGGUCAGCGACCCCAAGAACCGCAAGGCAAUUGAGAACCAGAUCCAGCAGUGGGAGCAGAACCUGGAGAGGUUUAACAUGGAUCUGUUUAGGAUGCGCUGCUACCUGGCCAGUCUACAGGGUGGAGAGCUGCCCAACCCAAAGAGCCUGCUAGCAAUCGCCAGCCGUCCCACCAAAAGCACCCUGGGGCGCCUGGGGAUCUUCUCGGUCUCCUCCUUCCAUAGUCUGAUCUGUUCCAGAGAUGAGGCCACACUCAGAAGGCGCUCAUUGUCCCUAAAUCACAGACAGCGCAAGAGAGGCCUUUUCUCCUCUCUUAAAGGCCUCGACAACCUUACGAAGAGGGGCCGGGACAAGAGGCCCUCUGCAUCGCAGAUCUUUGAGAGCGACGCUGGAGGUCAAACGUACGCCCUCCCUCCCAGGAGCACUGAGAAGCUGGAAAUGCUGACCAGCAUCUACUCCAUGUCGCCCCCUGAGGGCGGUGUGUGGGACAGCAUCAGCGGCGCAACAGACGUGCUGACGUGUGUCCACAUGCCAGACGGCCUGACAGUCCAAGUUCCUGUCAGAAGAGACCAGACAGCCGCUGACCUUCUCUCCGCAGCAUGCAAGGUGAAACAGCUGGACCCGGGCCUGCACUGCCUCCGACUGCACAGGCGAGCGCCGCAAGGCGUGGAGGUUCAAUACGUGGGUCCUGGCGAGCUCCUCCGUGAUGUGGUCAAUGAUCAGUUGGAGGUUGUCCCAGUUAACGUGUUUACUCUCCACAUGAGCAAGCCGAGCGGCACCGGAGACUUUGGUUUCGCAGUAACAGGACACAUUGACAGCCAGAAAAACAGCAGGAUUUUUGUCAGCGAAGUGCUUCCUGAUGACCUGGCAUUCAACGAAGGCCUGCGUCCAGGCGAUGAGGUCCUGGGGCUGAACGGCCGGUGUGUGUCGGGCCUGGACCUGGGGCUAAUCCAGACGCUGUUUGCUGAACAAACCCUGCACCUGACCCUGAGGCGGGAUGGACCCCUGCCGCUAACCUCCAACCACCGCCAUCCUCUCGCACACAACCAGGAGGUUCCCAGCAAGCACCACCGAGCCAAGUCCUCCUCAGAUGUGUUCUCUGCAGCUGAUGGUGUAGGACUGGAGAACGGUCACUCCCACUGCGCACACAGGCCUGUUCAGCACAGCAAGAGCGUGGACACAGUGUGCACUCUCUACCAGUCCUUCCAGGAAGGGAUGAGCUCAGGCCCUGGGGGUUUGAUGGACAACACCAAAGAACCUCCUGUGAGGCAGGGAGGGGAGUUACGCUCGGGUCCCACGCGAGAGGCCCCCCUGCUCAGACCUUGCCCCAAGCAUAUGAGUGCCACUGAGAGGCUACGCAAGGUCAUCCAGGAGCUGGUGGACACAGAGAAGUCCUAUGUCAAGGACUUGGCCUGUUUAUUCGAGAUCUACCUGAAACCCCUGCAGAAUGAAACCUUCCUCACACUGGAUGAGAUGGACAGUCUGUUCGGCAGCCUGCCAGAGAUGUUGGACUUCCAGAGGGUCUUCCUACAGACCCUGGAGGAGAGGAUCGCCUCCUCGCCUGACUUCAGCACUCUCGAGACCCCCUCACAGUUCAAGAAGCUGCUGUUUUCUCUUGGGGGUUCGUUCCUCUACUACGCUGACCACUUCAAGCUCUACAGCGGCUUCUGUGCCAACCACAUCAAGGUGCAGAAGGUCCUGGAGAGAGCUAAGACGGAUCAGGCCUUCAAGGAAUUCCUGGAUGCGAGGAACCCCACCAAGCAGCACUCAUCCACCCUGGAGUCCUACCUGAUUAAACCAGUGCAGAGGGUUCUCAAGUAUCCCCUGCUGCUCAGGGAGCUGGUCUCCCUCACUGAUGCUGAUAGUGAGGAGCACUACCACCUCACCGAGGCUCUGAAAGCCAUGGAGAAGGUGGCCAGCCACAUCAAUGAGAUGCAGAAGAUCUACGAGGAUUACGGCUCUGUGUUUGAUCAGCUAGUUUCUGAGCAGAGUGGCCACGAUAAAGAGGUCACAGAGAUUUCUAUGGGAGAGUUUCUCAUGCAUUCCUCAGUGGUUUGGCUCAACCCGCAUACGUCUUUGGGUCGCAUGAGAAAAGACCCCGAAAUGACCGUGUUUGUGUUCAAGAAAGCGGUGAUAUUGGUCUACAGGGAAAACAAGCUGAAGAAGAAGAUGACCAACUCUCGUUCAGCACUUUCUCACGGAGAUUUGGACCCCUUUAAGUUCCGUUGGCUCAUUCCGCUCUCUGCGCUGCAGGUCAGGUUGGGAAAUACUGCAGGAACAGGCACAGAAAGCAGCUGCAUCUGGGAGCUGAUUCACUCCAGGUCUGAAGUGGAAGGGAGACCGGAGACAGUCUUCCAGCUGUGUAGCAGUGUGCCAGAGAACAAGGUCCACAUCAUCAAGGUGAUCCGCUCCAUCCUCAGGGAGAACGUGAAGAGCAACAUGAGGACCGAGGGCACGUUGGAGAGGAGCUGUAAGGAGCGCCUGGUCCCCCUGCGCAGCACCCUGCCCUCCUCCGCCAGGAUAGGUUCCACCAGGGCAUCCUGGUUGUGUAAGCAGCCACUUGGAGAUCUUGCAACCCAGGCUGCGAAUCCCAAGCUGGGGCCAGACUCAGAUGAGGGGAGCCUGAGCAGUGGAACCUACAGUUUAUCUGGGGCUCCUCCACCUUGCACCUCCUCUGAGAUGCACAUCCUCCCUGUCCAGCAGAACUGGCCUCAGCCACCUGGAUCCAGCUCGCAAACCUGCUCCACCUCUGCUGUGAAAGAGUCUGAUAUUUUAAGUGAUGAUGAUGAUGGCUUUAGCGAGGGGGGAAGAAGGAGGGGCAGUGGAGACAGCAGUUCCCCAACUAGCGCCAUUGAGGCUCAGUUCCUCCAACUUAAACUCUCCGAGGACGCUGCUCCAGCUCCCUGUGUUCAACCUGAGGGAGUGGGGGACACUCCAGAGACCCAACCCAAACUGAGGCGAGGACACUUUAAUGCUGUUAAGAGGAAUACCAACAGUUUGAGGAGGAGCCAAGGUGCACUGUUAAACAUGAAGGCACACAGCACGUCACUGGACAGACAGACUGAUGCAGCAUCGCCGUCAGGGGUCAUGGACUUCAACACGUUGUUGGAGAGAGAGUUCAGCGUCCAAAGUCUGGCUUCUGUAGUGAAUGAAGACUGUUUCUAUGACCCUGCUGAGAGCUGUGCCACUGAAUCUGGAAGUGCCACCUCAUCAUAGGGGACUGAGAGACUCGGACCAAAGCCCCUGUGGCUCACUGCAGGCUCUACUAGUGUGGCUGUGAAGCUGUGCCUAAACUCGGAAGUCGCUUUUGUAAGCCACAAACCUGCCAGCUAAAAGUUAGGUGUAAAAUAUCAGUUCCGAUAGAAGCCUUGGCUGACAGACCCAGUUACUCCACAGAGAGAGGUGAAGCGAGGUGAUUUCUGUUCCAAUGAUGAUACCUGUAACGAAUCUGCCAAGCACUGAUUUUCCUGCGAUUUCCUCAGCUCUCUGGGCUUUUCCCAACAAGCUGUCUGAGUAUUCCAUCCUGGUUUCCCCUGCAGCUCAUGCUGAUUGGCAGUUUUUAUUUGGUUGACCUUUUGAAGAAAUGGAGAGAAUGUCCUCGUCAGUACCAAAAGUUAAGAGGAAGAAAGUCCGUAGUGCAUAUAGAGCCAUGGGAACAAGUUUUUGGAGGCACAAUUUGCCGGGCAGCAGGCCUUCACACAGAGGUCAUGGGUUCAGGGUUGGUAAAAUUUUCAUUUGCAUUUGGUGUCACAGAACCAAACACUGUGGGUCAUUGGUUAUUACAAAUUACCUUUUUGUUAAAAGUGAAAGGUGGCACUGAUUUAAAGGCUAUCACGGACUAAAAAGAUCUAUCCAAAGAGCUGUGGUGUUCGUGUCAGUCUUCCUGAAAAAGAGAUGCUGGCUGGCUUAAACAAACAGGGAGGACACCGACUUUUGCAACUAAGCCUUUUUGUGCACUAAAGUACAAUGUUUGCCCAUAAAUUUGAAAUAUUUUGUAUCUGUACAGGUUUUAAUGUUGUUUUUAUUUAUUAAUAGAUUUCAUUAUGUACAUCUUAGCAAACUAACUUUUUGGGUGAAGGCUUGAACUGUUGGCUAAAGAUUUGGUCCAUUAGUAUAUUAAAAGAAAAUUAAAAGACAUACAAUACCGCUUGACUUUUUUCCACUUCAUUUUAAAUGUAGCCUACGGUCUUUCUCUGAAGAUUGUAAUUUUCAGUUUAUGCAUUGAAAUGUACAAGUGUUUUUGAGAUCUGGCUGCCUAAUUGAAUGAUUUAAACUGCAAUGAUGUUUAAAAGCCAAUGUUUCUUUUUGUUUGUGUCCUAUGUGUAUAUAUAAUCUUUUCUAUCUUGGAAACAUUAAUGUAUUCUUACACAUAUUUGACACUGUACAGGUAAGAACAAUGCAGGAAUUAGCAAUAAAUGCAGCUGAUAUUUUUGUAAAAGCUUUGUUUGCCAUAGUAUAAAUUACAUGUUGAGGUACUAUUAAAAAAGGCAAACUACUGCUACAUUCUUUACCUUCUCAGCUCAACCUUACCAUGCCUUUAAUGCUAGCAUACCAAUGAAUGUGAAUGCCCCAUUCUUAUGGAAUUGUUUUAUAAAUAAAAGUUUUAUCUGAAUGACACUUGGAGAA
Messenger RNA from Perca flavescens (yellow perch), 7051 nucleotides. It is a transcript of the gene tiam2a, whose product is annotated as TIAM Rac1 associated GEF 2a. Lineage: Eukaryota; Metazoa; Chordata; Actinopteri; Perciformes; Percidae. The record is from RefSeq and is a predicted model, not a curated record. Gene Ontology annotation, molecular function: protein binding; guanyl-nucleotide exchange factor activity. The coding region runs from base 452 to 5641 and encodes 1729 amino acids. Gene Ontology annotation, biological process: activation of GTPase activity; small GTPase-mediated signal transduction. The transcript has 27 exons.